This is a messenger RNA of Prorocentrum cordatum, 1212 nucleotides long. The record is from the annotation of a GenBank genome assembly. Lineage: Eukaryota; Dinophyceae; Prorocentrales; Prorocentraceae.
AUGUCGAGGGAGGCGCAACCCGCGUACGUCAAGGGUCAGCGCCUUUGGCUGGUCGACGACGCCACCGGCGCGUUCGACACCGAGGUGCUGGUCGAGCAGGUGGUGGCCCGAGAGCCCUCUCGCAAGACGGGCGCCGACUUCUUCGCGGCGCUGGUGGCCCCCCUGACCGGCCACACGGGCGGCGGCGAGAAGGAGAGCCUCCCGGGGUCGGUGGCGGUCGCUCCCGCGGGUGGCGGGCCCGCGGUGUGGAUCCGCCCCGAGCAGCUCGCCGCCAGGCUUUCCCCCGUGCCGCAGCUCGCGUGGCCCUCUCCUCAGCAGGCCAGCGGCGCCUGGGACGCAGGGAGUGCCUGCGUGCUGUGCUCUGAGGGCGCCGAGGCGCAGUUCGCGGGAAGGGGGCUCUUCAUCCCCAAGGACUCGAGGAGAGACGUGGCCUGUUCUGUGCGGGCCGCCGCGAGCGCGCUCAACGAAGGCACGCUGGAGUGCUCGGAGGGCUUCUGCGCGGUCUUCUCCUCCGACCGGGGCCAGUGGUACGUGCUGCAUCGCGCGGGCCUGCGCGACGCCGCCCUGACCAGCUUCGGGCUCCCUGACGGCAGGGUGCCUCCGCCGAGCGGCCCGCCGGGCAUGACGCCGCGGCUCGCGUGUUCGGGGUCCGUGUUGGGGCUGCCGGGCGACGGGCCCACGUUCGAGCCGGGGGACAGGAUCGAGAUGAAGAGGUACGACGGCGAGGACUGGGAGGCCGGGGGAGAGGUCAGGGACGUGGUCACCGACGGCCCCCGCCAGCUGGGCGACCUCGAAAUGCCCGUGGGCUCGGUUCUGGUGGCGUUCCAAAACGGGGCCGCCCUGAAAUGGGUCUGGGCCCAGGAGGUGCCCACGCGGCUGCGGAAGGAGGAGAGCGACAGGAGCCACAGGGACGAGAGUGACAGCGACAGUGGCGCCGUCUUCGACCUGGAUGCCUGGGCGGCCGCGGAUGCCUCGGGCAGUGAGGCCGUGGCCGAGGUCCUGGGCUUCUCCGCGGGCGACGGCGCCGAGGUCUGGAGCAACAGCAAAGGCGUCUGGCUGCCUUGCCUGGUCCUGGCCGUCUUCCCACACGAGGUGGAGGCGGACGGCUUCACGGUGCCCCCCAACACCGUUAAGGUGCAGUCCGAGGCCGGGGUGAAGUACAUCCGCGAGGACGCCGUACAGCGAGCUGUUAGAGUGGGCCCAAAGCAGUGA